Molecule: messenger RNA, 6612 nt
Organism: Helobdella robusta
Lineage: Eukaryota; Metazoa; Annelida; Clitellata; Rhynchobdellida; Glossiphoniidae
Exons: 45
Coding region: 1-6342 (2113 amino acids)
Cellular component (GO): myosin complex; cytoskeleton
Molecular function (GO): ATP binding; protein binding; cytoskeletal motor activity
Source: RefSeq, a predicted model, not a curated record
AUGGUUCUCAUUAACAAGGACGACUGGGUGUGGAUAGAGCCCCAAACGAAGGGGGAAUUCGACGUGGCCGUCGGGGGCGUGGUUAAAAAAUGCGAAGCCGAUAGCUACCUUAUUCUGGAUGACGAUAAUAAGGAAGUCUGGGUCAGGCCACCACAAAAGGUCAAUGGCAUGCACCCAACGUCAGUGAAAGGGGUCGAAGACAUGAUCCAAUUAGGUGACCUCAACGAAGCAGGAAUACUUAGGAACCUUUUUAUGCGUUACAACAAUGGAGAUAUCUAUACGUACACCGGAUCGAUCCUUGUGGCACUGAAUCCCUACAAAGUUCUUCCCAUAUACGCCCCGGAAGAUAUCCAGAGAUACAAAGAUAAAAAAAUCGGCGAACUUCCACCGCAUAUCUUUGCCAUUGGUGACAAUUCGUACCACAACAUGAGAAGAUAUCUUGAUAACCAGUGCAUUAUAAUAAGUGGCGAAUCCGGAGCUGGAAAAACCGAAAGUACCAAAUUGAUCCUCCAGUUUUUGGCGGCAGUAAGCGGUCAACAUUCAUGGAUAGAACAACAAAUAUUGGAAGCCAAUCCAGUUAUGGAAGCUUUCGGUAAUGCAAAAACGGUUAGGAAUGAUAACUCGAGUAGAUUCGGUAAAUAUAUCGAUAUCUAUUUCAAUAGUAAUGGCUCUAUCGAAGGUGCCAAGAUUGAACAAUAUCUCCUGGAAAAAUCUAGAAUUGUUGGACAGAAUCGCGACGAAAGGAACUACCACAUAUUUUACUGCAUGUUGGCCGGUCUGUCUUCCGAAGAAAAACAACAGCUGCAGCUGACCAGAGCUGAAGAUUAUCACUAUCUUACUCAGGGUAACUGUGUGACGUGUGAAGGUCGUGAAGACGCUUCCGACUUCUCUGAAGUCAGAGCCGCCAUGAAAGUCCUGACGUACACAGAGGACGAGAUAAAUAUAAUUAUGAAAAUUCUCGCGGCUCUUUUGCAUUUGGGAAAUGUUACAUAUAAAGGUUCCAUGGUAAAAAAUAUAGAAGCGGCAGAGAUUGUAGGAACGGACAACAUACAGAGCACCUGCACCCUAUUGGAGUUGAACCCGCAAGAACUGAGCUCGGCUCUAGUCACAAAGACAAUAAGCAUGCGUGGCGAGAACGUCAAGACGACACUGGGCGUUGUCGCUUCGGUAGAUGUGAGGGACGCAUUCGUGAAAGGAAUCUACGGCCGCAUGUUCAUUUGGAUCAUCACGAAGAUAAACGAGGCCAUCUUCGUACAGGCCAGCAAGGACAGCAAGCACAAGAAGAACAGCAUCGGUGUCUUGGAUAUUUUUGGAUUUGAAAAUUUUGAAAAGAACAGUUUCGAGCAGCUCUGCAUAAAUUAUGCUAAUGAGAAUCUUCAACAGUUUUUCGUUCAGCAUAUUUUCAAGCUGGAGCAGGAAGAAUACGACAACGAAGGGAUCAACUGGAGUAGGAUAGAGUUCGUAGACAACCAGGAUGUCCUUGACCUUAUAGCGGUCAGACCGCUCAACAUAUUCGCCCUAGUUGAUGAGGAGAGCAAGUUCCCGCAGGGGACAGACGCGACUAUGCUGUCGAAGCUGAACCAGAACCAUUCAAAGAAUACUUACUACUGCCAAGCCAAAUCUGACAACAUCAAGAAUUUCGCAAUCAUACAUUUUGCCGGGAUUAUGGCAGACUCGAGAAAAAGAAUGCAGACUCUGGGAUCGCAAUUUAAAAAAAGUUUGGACCUGCUGAUGAAAACCCUCGGCAGUUGCCAGCCAUUCUUCGUUCGAUGCAUCAAACCAAACGAGCUUAAAAAACCAAUGAUAUUCGACCGAACCUUGUGCGUCCGACAGCUCCGAUACUCCGGUAUGAUGGAAACGAUUACUAUUCGCCGGAAAGGAUAUCCGAUUCGUCAUACAUUUGCCGAAUUUGUCGAUCGGUAUCGAAUAUUAGUUAGCGGUAUUGGGGUAUCGACGGUCGAAGAUUGCAAAGCGGCAUCGGAUAAAAUAUGUAGCGCUGUACUACAAGAAGCUGAUUAUCAACUAGGAAAGACUAAAGUCUUUUUGAAGGAUGCCCAGGACGCUUUUCUAGAACAGGAAAGAGAUCGCGUACUGACCUAUAAGCUGGUGACCAUUCAAAAGUGUGUCAAGGGCUGGUCCAAUAGGAACAAGUUUAAGAAAACUGUGUCAAGUUGUGUCACAGUUCAGAAGUUCAUCAGGUGCUUUCAGGCCAAACAGAAAUAUAACAACAUGAAAUAUGGAUACAGUCGUUUGCAAGCUUUGGUCAGAUCAAGAGAACUCGCCCAACAAUUCAGUAUGAUUAGGAGAAAAAUGAUUGCUAUCCAGAGAUAUUGCAGUGGUUUCCUGUUUAGUCACCUGUAUCAGAAGAAGUUGAAAGGUGUGGUCGUUCUGCAGGCUGGAGCCAGGUGCCUCGUCGCUAGGCGCCAGUAUUACAGAAUGAAAUUUCAGAACACAAAAAGAUUGGAGUCGGAAAAACAACGAGAGUUGGAUGAGAAACAGUUGGAGAAAAAAUUGGGUAAAGCUGAAGCUAAGAAGGAAGCUGAGAGAUUGCAUAUGAUGGAGCAAGAAGAGGCGAGAAUGAAGGCUGACAUACUGAGCAAGAAGAGUCGAAUCGACGAUGCCCUGCUACGAAACCGCGCGCCCGUCAACGACAAUGAAGUCAUCAACGAAAUGUUCGACAUCACUGACACCAUGACCAAUUCUAACGGCGUCGGGACUAACUUCCAGGGAUUCCAACCUCUGGGUGACCAAAGAUACUCUGAAAGCACCAUGGAUCUCUCAAGUAUCCAUCUUCCUCUUCCAGACGACGACAAUGAGGAUAUCAGUGAUUACAAAUUCGCAAAAUUCGCUGCCACAUACUUUCAAAACAACGCCACGACCACUUUUAUUAAGAAAUCUCUCAAAAAACCGCUUCUACCUGUAAAGAAUGAAGGAGAUGAGAUUGCUGCCCUUUCCGUGUGGAUAACGAUAUUGAGGUUUAUGGGAGAUCUGCCUGACAUUAAGUACGUCGUACAAGGGGGAGAAGCUAGGGAUAACACGCCAGUGAUGACAAAAAUUUUCACAACGCUAGGAAGAAAGUUCAACCAGAGAGAUAUUGAAGAGGCCCAGAGAAUGGGCACUGAUAUCGAGAACAACAUCAACACAACCUUACAAGAUGGCCGCCGGACCACGAAGGCCUCCAAGAAAAUGGUCUCAAUGACCUUGAGGAAGAAGUCAAAGAUCACGGAAGAGGUCAGCAACCAAAUCAAAGAUGGCGAGUUCGUGCCCCUUUCAAAUGCCCUGCUGGACGACAAACCAAUGAGCAAUCUGGAAAAGUUGCACUUCAUCAUCGGGAAUGGGAUUUUGAGGCCGGAUUUGAGACCAAGUUCGGCACGUGGGUGGAUCCUGUUAUCCCUCUGUGUGGGUUGUUUCGCCCCCACAGAAAACUUUGUCAAGUACUUGAGAUGCUUCAUAAAAGAAGGACCUCUUGGAUACGCACCUUACUGUGAGGAACGCCUGCGACGAACUUUCGCCAACGGACCGCGUAACCAGCCCCCUAGUUGGCUAGAGCUUCAAGCAACCAAAUCCAAAAAACCAUUAAUUCUCCCGAUAACUUUUAUGGAUGGCAAUACUAAAACGCUAUAUGCUGAUUCGGCUACGACUGCCAAAGAGCUAUGUCAACAGCUUUCGGCUAAGAUUAACUUGAAAGAUCAGUUCGGAUUCUCGCUCUACAUUGCGCUGUUUGAUAAGGUGUCCUCGCUGGGAAGUGGGGGUGAUCAUGUGAUGGACGCCAUCUCACAAUGCGAACAGUACGCCAAAGAACAGGGGGCCCAAGAGAGAAAUGCCCCCUGGAGACUUUUCUUCAGGAAGGAAAUUUUUGCCCCAUGGCACGACCCUGCUUUUGACAAGAUGGCCACCGAACUUAUCUACCAACAAAUUGUUCGGGGAAUUAAAUUUGGAGAGUACAGAUGUGAUAAGGAAGAUGACUUAGCCACGAUUGCAGCCCAACAAUUUUAUAUCGAAUUCGGGCCAAUAAUAUCUGUGGACCGUCUGGCGCCCCAGGUUCAGCAUUAUAUUCCCGACAUGAUACUUAUGAAGAAUUCAGCUGCCUGGGUCAAUAAAAUCGUGGACUCUUUCAAUAAAUCCUACUUCAUUAAUAAACAGUACACAGCCGACAGACUGAAGCAGGAUGUGGUCAACUACGCCAAAUUUAAAUGGCCGCUUCUAUUUUCUCGAUUCUACGAAGCCUACAAAUUCGCCGGACCAAGCUUGCCUAAAAAUGACGUCAUCAUCGCCGUCAACUGGACGGGGGUCUACGUGGUCGAUGAAACGGAAAAAGUCCUUUUGGAACUUUCUUAUCCGGAAAUAACUGCAGUCUCGUGCAGUAGAACAGGCAAGAUACACGGUCAGAGUUUUACACUGGCGACACUGAGUGGCGACGAAUACACGUUCACAUCGCCGAACGCAGAGGACAUCCGAGACCUCGUUGUCACUUUCCUUGACGGACUCAAGAAGAAAUCGAAAUUCGUCGUCGUUCUACAAGAUUACAAGCCACCUAGUGAUGACCCCAGCUUCCUGACCUUAAAAAAGGGUGACCUUAUAACCUUGAAGACCAAUGGCGAAUCGGCAAUGACGACAGGUUGGUGUUCCGGAACGAGCAACAGCUCACAAAAAAGCGGAGACUUCCCAGCUGAAUGUGUUUACAUACUUCCCUGUAUCACCAAGCCCACUGUCGAUAUUUUGAAAAUGUUCAUGAACAAACCUCAAAACAUGUACAACGGUUCGGAUUCUGGAUUUGAUGAUUCAACAUUAUCAUCGUCGUCGUCAUCGUCCUCUUACAGCACGCUCGAGACCUACUCAUUUGAUCAUUUCAGACCACCUCCGAAAAAAACCCUGACGAAGACAAUAGCCACCAUAAGAAGAAAGGCCGAGGAAUCGUUGUGGAGGCAUUCCACUCAACCCCUGAAAGGCCCUCUCCUCAAGAAACUCCUGAACGAUGAGGAACUCUAUGCGGCUGCCUGCGAUUCAUUUUUGACCAUCAUGAAAUAUGCCGGAGACCACCCUAGCAAGCAGGUUGUGCCAUAUUUAGAACUCUACUACGUCGUCUUCAAGCCAGCUAUUGAUAACGAUUCAAUGAAGGAUGAGAUAUACUGCCAAGUUGUUAAACAGCUUACCUUCAAUAGGAACCCAGCCAGCGAGAAGAUUUACUGGCAGUUGUUGUGGCUGUUGUCGGGUAGUUUUGCACCUAGUACCAACUUGUGCAAGGAGCUGAAAUCCUUUCUUGAGUGCCGUACUACAAAAAUCAACAUGGCCUCUUUCUGCCUAACCAGGCUUAAUAAGAUCAUCAAAAGCGGAAGUAGAAAACACCCUCCCCAUCCAGUAGAAAUCAAAGCCAGUCAGAUGGAUGAACCAAUCAUAAAGCAGAGGAUCUUAUUCCCCGACGAGACAGACGUCAACUGCGUCGUUGACUCGAAUAUGUACGCUAAAGAGCUGUGCGAGAGCUUAGCUGAGCAGCUGAAGCUGAAAACGGCUGAAGGGUUUAGCUUGUUCAUCAAGAUGGCUGAUAAAGUGAUCAGCAUUCCGGAAGGUGACUUCUUUUUCGACUUCGUCCAGCAUUUGACGGAGUGGGUAAACAAGAGCAAAGGAACGAUGGGAACCGGCACUCAGUUUAAUUAUCAAGUCUUCUUCAUGAAAAAGCUCUGGUCGAGCACUGUUCCUGGCUACGACGUCAACGCAGACGUCAGAUUUCAUUACUACCAGGAAUUGCCGAAACUGUUGCUGGGAUAUCACAAGUGCACGGUAGACGAUGCGCUGAAGUUGGCCGGUUUCAUCACGGCGGUUAAAUACAGUAGCAAACCGGAUGCAUUAGCGAGUCUCGGAGCCGAAAAAUUGUUAAAAGAGACCAUUCCGAUAAACUUGCACAAAUCCAUGAGCAAUAACGAAUGGCAAAACGAAAUACAGUCGGCAUUUAAAGAUUGCAGUAACAUGCCUGAAAAAGAGGCAAAAGUGGCCUUCCUCAAACAAUUGUACUACUGGCCCACAUUCGGAUCAGCGUUCUUUGAUAUUAAACAAAGUACUGACUCAUCACUGCCAAAGAAUCUUUUGAUGGCCAUCAACAAACAGGGCGUCAAUCUAAUUGACCCUAACUCUAAGGAUAUCCUAGCGACGUAUCCCUUUACGAAGAUAUCAAACUGGAGCAGCGGAGCAUCCUACUUCCACAUGACCAUCGGGAGUCUCGUUAAAGGAAACAAGUUACUCUGUGAAACCGUCUUGGGCUACAAGAUGGAUGACCUUUUGACCUCUUACAUAGGCCUCAUGUUGGCCUCAGUUAAAAAUAAAACCAUCAAGAAGGAGAGAUUGUAAAGUGACGAACUCGAAAAAGAUCGAUAAUUUAUUUAUUUAUUCUGAUUUUAUUUAAAAAACACGUUAUUUAAUUAUAUAUUAGAAUCAAAAUUAGUACGAGAAGAUGAUGAUGGGUUCAUUGAUGAAAUACGUUUGUUAUUUAUUGCUUAUUAAAAUAUUUUUAACGUUAUUUUAUUUAAUCUGAUUUAGUUUUUUAUAAAAAUUAUAUUUAUUUGAUUUACCAUACAUUCCAAGCCAUGAUUUUUAUAAAAUAAAGACUUAUUUCAUUGA